Messenger RNA from Hylaeus volcanicus, 984 nucleotides. RefSeq lists its product as uncharacterized. Gene Ontology annotation, cellular component: extracellular region. The coding region runs from base 1 to 984 and encodes 327 amino acids. Gene Ontology annotation, molecular function: chitin binding. The transcript has a single exon. NCBI's taxonomy places the organism in Eukaryota, Metazoa, Arthropoda, Insecta, Hymenoptera, Colletidae. The record is from RefSeq and is a predicted model, not a curated record.
AUGGGUAAAAAGUAUGAAAUGGACUGCAAUUCGGAUAACUAUGGCAAUCAACUGUUCUUCAACGCGGAGCGACAAGUCUGUGAUUAUGGGUGGAACGUGACACCUGAGAACGAUCUCUUAGAGAAGUGUCCACCAGCAGGAUCAUCCCAGACCCUACGUUUGGCUCACGAGUGUAACUGUUUCAAACAUUACGAAUGCCAUAACGGAGAAGCAAUCGGAAAAACCUGCCAGCCCGGUCAGAUGUUUGAUUAUAUUCUUAAGAAAUGUGUUCCGGCUGAAAAAGCGAUGUGUAAAUCUGGUUCCAGUCGAAUGUCUCCUAUAGGAUUUGAGACAGAUAUACCUUCCAUAUUUCAAUGUCCACCGAAAGGUUCUCAUGAAACUAAGUUAAUACCACACGAAUGCUUUUGUAAUGUAUAUUUCCGUUGCGAAGACGGAAAUGCAGUUCGUGAGGAAUGUCCACCUGGUCAAGAUUUUGACUAUGAGAAACAAAAGUGCGGCUUAAAGGAAGAUGUUAAAUGCAGAAGACCUAUAGGCACUACUCCGACGACCAAGACCACUACAAAUACCACAACUCUAAAACGCGACCUGUUGUGUAAUCCAGGACUACGUGUACCUCACGAGUGCCAUUGUAACGAGUAUUACGAAUGCGCAAUGAACGGACUUAAACAAUACCUUAGAAAGUGUGAACAGGGAUACAAUUACGAUUACGAGAGGAAGGUGUGCGAUAUCACGUCGCGCGCCAAAUGUUGGAGAGGUCAUUGUGUACCAGAUGAAUUAUUGCCCCACGAGUAUGAUUGUGGCAAGUACUAUAAGUGUGGACCGACAGGAGAAAAAGUAGUUAGUCAGAAAUGCGCAGAAGGAUAUUUAUUCGAUUGUGACCUGAAGACAUGUGUUCCACAAAACAGAUUAGGGCGCUGCUGUGUUGUAAUUCCUCCUUAUGCAUUGAAACAAGAAGAUAAUGAGUUUUUAGGAGACGUACUGUGA